This is a messenger RNA of Melospiza georgiana, 2585 nucleotides long. It is a transcript of the gene FGR, whose product is annotated as FGR proto-oncogene, Src family tyrosine kinase. NCBI's taxonomy places the organism in Eukaryota, Metazoa, Chordata, Aves, Passeriformes, Passerellidae. The transcript has 11 exons. Gene Ontology annotation, biological process: cell surface receptor protein tyrosine kinase signaling pathway; integrin-mediated signaling pathway; protein phosphorylation. The record is from RefSeq and is a predicted model, not a curated record. Gene Ontology annotation, molecular function: ATP binding; signaling receptor binding; non-membrane spanning protein tyrosine kinase activity. Gene Ontology annotation, cellular component: extrinsic component of cytoplasmic side of plasma membrane. The coding region runs from base 23 to 1717 and encodes 564 amino acids.
CAGGGUGCCCCAGGGCCUCUCCAUGUGCGCACUGGCCCCGUGUGUGCCCCUGCCAGGGGGGCGCGGGGCUCACGGACCCUCUGUCCCACAGGCGGUGCCCAGGAUGGGCUGCGUGCCCUGCAAAGAGAGGGGGGCUGGCAAGGGGCAGGCGGGGGGCGAGGGGGGCUCCCUGCAGCCCCCUGCCUCCCAGUACGACCCCGACCCCACGCAGCCGGGGGCCAUCUUCACCCGCAUCCCCGACUUCAACAACUUCCAGGGGCCGGCGCUGCCCUCGGGCCCGGCCUUUGCGGAGCCCGGGGCCUUCCCCUGCGGCGGGCUGCCGGCGCGGAGCGGGGCGCUCUCAGGCGGCGGGGUGACACUCUUCAUCGCCCUGUACGACUACGAGGCCAGGACGGAGGAUGACUUGACAUUCCAGAAAGGGGAGAAAUUCCACAUCAUCAACAACACGGAGGGGGACUGGUGGGAGGCCAGGUCGCUGAGCUCGGGAGCCACGGGCUACAUCCCCAGCAACUACGUGGCCCCUGUGGACUCCAUCCAGGCGGAAGAGUGGUACUUUGGGAAGAUCGGGCGCAAGGACGCGGAGCGGCAGCUCCUGUGCCACGGCAACUCCAGGGGCACCUUCCUCAUCCGGGAGAGCGAGACCACCAAAGGUGCCUACUCCCUCUCCAUCCGGGACUGGGAUGAGGCCAAGGGAGACCACGUCAAGCACUAUAAGAUUCGGAAGCUGGACAGUGGGGGGUACUACAUCACCACCCGUGCCCAGUUCAGCACCGUCCAGCAGCUGGUCCAGCACUAUAUAGAGCGGGCGGCUGGGCUGUGCUGCCGCCUGGCUGUGCCGUGCCACAAGGGAACCCCCAAACUGGCCGACCUCUCAGUCAAAACCAAAGACGUGUGGGAGAUCCCCCGCGAGUCCCUCCAGCUCCUCAAGAAGCUGGGGAAUGGGCAGUUCGGGGAAGUCUGGAUGGGGACGUGGAAUGGCACCACCAAGGUGGCAGUGAAGACGCUGAAGCCAGGGACCAUGUCCCCCGAGGCCUUCCUGGAGGAGGCCCAGAUCAUGAAGCGGCUGCGGCACGACAAGCUGGUGCAGCUCUACGCCGUGGUGUCGGAGGAGCCCAUCUACAUCGUCACCGAGUUCAUGAGCCAGGGCAGCCUGCUGGAUUUCCUCAAGGACGGGGACGGGCGCUACCUGAAGCUGCCCCAGCUGGUGGACAUGGCUGCCCAGAUUGCGGCGGGCAUGGCGUACAUCGAGCGCAUGAACUACAUCCACCGGGACCUGCGUGCUGCCAACAUCCUGGUGGGAGACAACCUCGUCUGCAAGAUCGCUGACUUCGGCCUCGCGCGCCUCAUCGAGGACGAUGAGUACACGGCUCGGCAGGGUGCCAAGUUCCCCAUCAAGUGGACGGCUCCGGAGGCUGCGCUUUUUGGGAGGUUCACCAUCAAGUCGGAUGUCUGGUCCUUUGGCAUCCUCCUGACGGAGCUGGUGACCAAAGGCCGCGUGCCCUACCCAGGGAUGAACAACCGCGAGGUGCUGGAGCAGGUGGAGCGGGGGUACCGCAUGCAGUGCCCGGGGAGCUGCCCCCCUUCCCUGCACGAGCUGAUGGUGCAGUGCUGGCGCAGGGAGCCCGAGGAGCGCCCCACCUUCGAGUACCUCCAGUCCUUCCUCGAGGACUAUUUCACAGCCACCGAGCCCCAGUACCAGCCCGGGGACAACCAGUGACCCGCUGCUGGCGCUGCCGGGAGCCUCCGGGGUGGCUUUGGGGGAAUCUUUAUUUCUUUAGAGGCGGUUGCUUCCUUUGUCUGUGCUCAGGGCGGGCACAGGGCUUUGCACAAGGAUGCUGGACUCAGAGAGAAGACAAACCUGUGUGCCCCAGCCGCCCUACCCCAGUCCCUUUACUGCCUUCACACCCAGCUUGGAACCUGAGGAGGGCUUUGGCUGCAGGGGGGACUGCGGGGAGCCCUGUGAACCCCCCGGACACCCCCAGACCCACAGAGGGCAAGGGGGGAGCUCCCCCUGCCGCCCCAAUCUCUUCUGGGAGCACAGCUGGGGGGGUUCAGACCCCCAAGUCCCGGCACCGACCUGUGGGAGGUCAUCUCAGCCCUCCCUCCCCGGUGUCUCCUUUAAUUUAUGAGAUUUUAUACGCCUCCCCCAAGCAGCCAUCGACCCCCCCAAGGGCUCCCAGUGCUCGGGGGACCCCCUUGUCCCCCCCCUUUUCUCUCUGCUUUGUGGUAGAGCCACGUCCUGAAAGCCAAACGCCCACCGUGCCUGCCCUGGGGCCGGGGGGACACGGGGAGUGCUGGGGGCCCAGCAGGCGGGGGGCAGCUCUGCUCCUCCUGCCCCGUGGGGCAGACGAGGGUACGGCCUGGGGCAGCCCCAGCUCGGCUCUGCCCUCUGCAGCAGGAACCGCGGGGUCCGGGGGGUGUCGGUGUGAAUGCAGGGUGCCCCCCUGCCCGCUGCCCCUCCACGCACCCCCGUUUGGAGUCCUGUGCCCCAUGGCCAGUAACGCCCCCCGCCCCCAGGGCAGGGCUGUGGGUGGGCAGUGCCAUGGGGAGAGGGAAGGGCAGGGAUCUGUUGUUUAUUUUUUUUA